Molecule: messenger RNA, 1424 nt
Organism: Acanthopagrus latus (yellowfin seabream)
Lineage: Eukaryota; Metazoa; Chordata; Actinopteri; Spariformes; Sparidae
Gene: mrps9
Product: mitochondrial ribosomal protein S9
Exons: 11
Coding region: 52-1209 (385 amino acids)
Biological process (GO): translation
Cellular component (GO): ribosome; mitochondrial small ribosomal subunit
Molecular function (GO): structural constituent of ribosome; RNA binding
Source: RefSeq, a predicted model, not a curated record
UGUCUCUUAUUCUGACAACUUCCGCCAGUGACGCCACAGCUGUCAGCCAACAUGGCGGCGUCCCGUGCGCGGACCGUGGGAUCGUUUUUGGGAAAAUGUGGGACUUGCAGCUCGAGUUUAAGCGCAGUCACGUCGCAGUUGAGCCGACAGGUCCUGAGCAGGCAGAUAUGUGUGAGCUCUGCCCUCCGCAGAAAGAACCUGGCGGCCUUGGGGCCAGAGAAGUUCACCAUGGAGUUCAUCAAGAAGCAGGUGGAGGAGUUUGAGAUCGGCAAACGACACCUGGCGAACAUGAUGGGAGAGGACCCCGAGAACUUCACCCAGGAGGACAUAGAUAGGAGCAUCCAGUACCUCUUCCCCUCCGGCCUGUUCGACAAGAAAGCCCGGCCGCUCAUGAAGCACCCAGAUGAAAUAUUUCCCAAGCAGAGAGCCAUCCAGUGGGGCGAAGACCGACGGCCGUUCCACUUCCUGUUCUACACCGGCAAACAGUCCUACUACACCCUGAUGCAUGAAGCGUUAGGCAAAAUCCUGGCGCUAGAGAAGCACCAAGAUCGUCUGAGAGCCAAGGGGCUGCUGACCAAGGACGUCAAGCAGAUCUCUCUCAGCACGAGCAGGUGGCUUAAAAAGGAGGAACUGGAGGAGCUGCUGGUGGAGAACAUCUCCACCCAAGACUAUGACCACUUCAUCCAGCUGAUGGAGCGCCUGCUGUCGAUGCCCUACUGCACCAAAGAGGAGGAGUUCGUCCUACGGUACCGUCAGAACCUGGAGACCCAGUCCAUGAAGCAAGUAAUGCCGCUGCUGGAGCGAGACGAGAGGGGCGUGGCCUUCAGCACCGCGAACGGUCGGAGGAAGAUGGCCAACUCCACUGUGAUUCUUCGAGACUGCGGCUCCGGGCGGAUCACCAUCAACGGCCAGGACUACCUGCACUACUUCCCUGUGCUCCAGGACAGAGAGCAGCUGAUGUUCCCGCUGCAGUUCAUGGGCAUGCUGGGACGCUUCGACCUCGAGUGCACCGUGAGCGGCGGCGGGAGGUCCGGCCAGGCGGGGGCGCUGCGGCUCGGCAUCUCUCGGGCGCUGCUCUGCUUCAUGUCCGACGGCGAGGUGGAGAACAUGAGGCAAGCUGGUCUGCUGACCCCUGACCCCAGAGUGAGGGAGAGGAAGAAGCCCGGUCAGGAGGGAGCCCGAAGGAAGUUCACCUGGAAGAAACGCUGAGGCGGAAAUCUCGUGGUUUUAAUGUUGAAUGUUGAGUUUACGUCACUGAGAACAAACAGCUGACUGUCUCCAGGCGGCCAUGUUUCAUGAUGUGUGAUCCAGCUGCAGUGAGUCUCUUCAGCCACCAGAUGGAGCCACAAGACAAAGAAUAAAUGAAAGUUGGAUUAUAUUUAUCGGUGUAUUAAUCAAUAAAACAUGUUUUUCACAUAAAAACA